Molecule: messenger RNA, 430 nt
Organism: Vitrella brassicaformis
Lineage: Eukaryota; Vitrellaceae
Source: the annotation of a GenBank genome assembly
CUACUGUGAGCCAAAUCCUACUUGCUUUCGUAGGCAUACCUGACAUUGCAGACAGACAGACAGACAGACAGAAAAACGAACCGGUCUGCUGGAUCUGCUGUCCAGCAGUUUCCUCCUUACCCGAAGUAAGCAAGCUGUCUGUGAUCGCCGGAGUGUGGGUUCUUUCCAGGAAUUCUGACGAAUUCUGACAUCUCGGAUCCUCACUGCGGCGGUCCUGCCCCCCGCCUUCAUGCCACACCGCUCCUUAUUGUCCAGGACGGCCUUGGACUCGCUCAUGGCUUCUCCACUCGGGAGAUCCACACACGCCAGAUCUAGAUUGGCCCAUGAUUGACCCCUCUCCGCCCGCUGGCCAAACCAGCAUGAGCGUACGCACACAAGUCAGGUGCUGGUAGGCCGUAGGUAUGUGGCCCACCAGAAGAGGACUGCCCAU